Messenger RNA from Phoenix dactylifera (date palm), 2161 nucleotides. RefSeq lists its product as uncharacterized. The record is from RefSeq and is a predicted model, not a curated record. NCBI's taxonomy places the organism in Eukaryota, Viridiplantae, Streptophyta, Magnoliopsida, Arecales, Arecaceae.
UUCGGCCUCUUAUCAGCAAAACAUCCAUGCCAACUCCCAAGAAAAAGUUGUUGUUACUUAUAUCAUACUCUUGGAACUUAAGAGUUUUGUUCCCCAAACUAUCAAGCACUUCAUAAAUCCAAAGCGCUUCAACCCUCUGGCCUCUCUCGCUCGCUCUCUCUCCCUCUCCCGGGCUCUCUCUCGUCACACGUUAAGGGAAGAGGAGCCGCUUUCGUUCAGAUUCAAGGGGGUGCCAUUGCUGAUAUUAUGCAAAGGAGAUAGUUCAAAGUGAGUGGUUUAGCAAUAUUGUGGUGGGGGGAAUAGUUUGGAGUAAUUUCAUAGAAGAGAAUCACAAUGAUGAGGCAGGUAUCCAGUAGAAACCAGAGGAGCAAGGGGCUUAGGGUGAAAAAUAUUCUUCAGUUGUGCCUCCUGGCUGCUGUCUGCUUCUGGCUUGUUUACCAGUUGAAGCAUUCUUAUAAUAAGAAAAGGGCACUAGAAGAGAGGAAUUUGAAGGCUUCGGAGAAGAUAGUCGAGAGUCAGUUAGAGUUCUUAAAACUUGGCAGGAAGGAUCUCUCUCGUGGUGAGGAGAACAGCUCUGGGAAUGGCAUUCAUGACAAGGAAGAAGGCAAUGAAGAAGUUGAAGAAGAAGAAGAAGAUCGGGAGGUCAAACAAGCAAUGGAGGAUGAAGAAGCUGGAGGAGAUGGAGAUGAUGAGAUAGAUGAGCAAGAUCAAGAGAGAGAUGAUGAGCAGGAGGAUCAAGAGAGGGCUGAUGAGGAAGCUGAGAAUGGAGAACUGACCAAUGAAGAAGACAAGGAUGGUCAGGGUGAGGAGACACAGCCAUUGGAUGACCAAGACCCUGAAGAGGAUUCUUCUCACAAGGCACGUGAAGAAAGUUAUAAAAGAGAUGAUGUAUCCAGUGCUGUACGCCGAGAAAAUCAAGCAAAAAAUUCUGAUGAUGAAGAUGGUGAUGCGGGUGAGGAAGUAAUGGAAAACACGGAGGAGAAAUAUGUGGAUGCGGAUGAUAUGGCUGAUGGAGCAGAUGAUGCUUCGAAGACUAAUAGUGAUUUGAGUGUUCGAGUGGCAGAUGUCUCCAAGGAUAAUAUUAUGGGUGUUGUUUUGGCAGGGAGCAAGACCAACCGGGAUGACUAUCCAACCACGAACAGGACUGUUAUCGAGAAAAAAGGAUCGAAGUUUGGAUUCAAUAAUUCGGAAGGGUCUCCCAGAAGCAAUCAGAGAGAACUGCAGACCAACUCUACAACAUCAUCUGCAACUAGCAAUCAUGUAGAAGCACAUGCCAAUUCAACAUCAGCUGUAUCCAACAAUCAAACAGAAACACAGACUAGCUCAACAGUAUCUGAUGCUGUGCCUGACAGUGUGCUUCUCGAGAAUGAAACUUUCGGCAGGGAUUCAGUUCCAAAGCACAGCAUUAUGGAAAAUUCUGAGGGAAAUAAGAUCAACUUGAAAAAUGUGAUGAUGGAAGGACUGGCUGAGAGGUCUAAUACAACUGUUGGGCGAGAGGAUGCUGGAGAGCACUCCUCCAUGUCCUUGGGUACACACAACAGUGGAGAUCCAAUUCAGGGUGAAUUCACUGAAUCUUUGCAUAAAAUGGUCACAGAAGAAGAGAGAGACGCUCGUAUAGAUCUGUCAACCUUACGUGCCAUGCAAAAUGAAGUAAAGAGCAUGGCAGAUGAAGCUGCAAAGUGACGAUGAUUUCAGGAUGCGAAAGGCUUCUGCAUUGGCUGUGAAAGUGAGCUUAGUAAAGUGGCCUUGUUAUCUUUGUUUUUCUGAGGUAACCUUGAGCGUUUGCACGAUAACUUCUCUGAUGAUAUUUCCAUGGGUACAUGCAAAGUAUGCCCAUUACUGAGAUGCGUAGAUGAUGGAAUCUGAAAUGUUAAUCAAAGAGUAGCUCUACAUCCAGAACCACGCCCGACUUGUUGGGGUUGCUUCUCUCUAUUUUUGUUAUUCAAGUAAAGACUUGAACUCCUUUCUUCUGGACGAAUGAGCUUAAUAGGGUUUGGAUGAAAAGAGCCAAACUCCCAACUCUACCAACUAUUUUGUGAAUGUUCAUAUGUUCUUGAUGACACCAACAGCUAAGUUUCUAGCCAUGACCUGCAGCCUCUGUACUUUUGAUUUAAAAUUUCCAUAUUUUGGUAACCACUCAGCUUGCCAAUGUUGGUGCCAU